UGAGUUUACGUCGGUGAGUGUGCACAGCAUUCAGUCUAUUUGUUAAAAGUUUUUGAUUAGUGCGUCUGCUUAAAAUUUCCGGCAGAAUUCGCAUAAGUAUUUGUGUUUCUGAAUCAAAUAGAAGAUAUGGAGGGGCUUUUAGGACGCAGCCAAUUUCUAGGCGAAGCAGUAAACCUUUUCACAGAUGAAAAAACUGCGAAUGCACGCAGCAAGGUAAUCGAAUGGCUAAAUGAGGUGCCCACCGCUGAAUCUAUGACCAAAUGCGAUUUGUUGGUUAAGGUGCAGGAAACUAUUCUGGGCUCAUGUGUGGAGCUGUUGGAAGAAUUUUCGGAACAUAUACUCUCGCUAGCGCAUGAUGCAAAUGCAGAUGUCCGAAAGCAAGUCGUGUGCUUCAUUGAGCAAAUAUGUAAAGUCAAGGUGGAGUUGUUACCACAAGUGAUAAGCGUUAUUUCAAUGCUUCUACGCGACCGGUCGCCUCAAGUGAUUAAGCGCGUCAUACAAGCAUGCGGCAGCAUAUAUAAAAAUGGCCUACAGUGGAUUUGUGCCACAGGAGAAAUAUCGGACAGCGCUGAACAAGCUUGGAGUGUACUAAGUUUGGUAAAGGCUCAAAUCUUGGAUCUAAUUGACAACGAGAACGAUGGCAUUCGUACCAAUGCCAUUAAAUUUCUGGAAGGCGUUGUAGUGCUGCAAAGCUAUCCAGAUGAAGACAGUCAAAAGAAAGAUAAUGAUUUUUCGCUCGAAGAUGUACCUAUAAAUUUUAGAUUAGUGAAACGGCAGAAGUUGGAGGAGGAAGCGCUUAAUAUUUUCGAUAUUUUGUUGAAAUUUCACGCGGCUACACACAUUUCUUCUGUGAAUCUUAUCACUUGCACUGGCAGUCUUUGUACAAUAGCAAAAUUGCGUCCAAGUCUUAUGGGCCCUGUUGUGGAUGCCUUUAAGCAACUCAAUUCAAAUCUACCCCCUACGCUCACAGAUUCGCAGGCUAGUUCCGUACGUAAAAGUUUGAAAAUGCAAUUAAUGGCGUUGCUUAAAAAUCGUGGAUCAUACGAAUAUCAGGCAUCGAUACGUCACAUGUUGUUAGAUUUGGGUGCAUCACAGGGUGAAAUACAGCGCGCGGUACCGAAGAUGGAUAAGCAGGAGCAAACGCGACGACAAAAACGCAUAUUAGAGGGCGCCACAAGUAGUCUUAAUAAGAAAAUGCGUCUUGAUUCCAUAAAUAGGCAACAGGAGCGCAGAGCUAAAUCAGGUGUAGACGAUGAAAUUGCAAAAGAGAUUGAGAUGGAAGUUGACGAAGAAGAGUUAGAGAAACAGCGUCAGCGCUGCCUGCGUGUAAAUGAAAAGUUCUUGGCUGAACAAUUGCGAGCUACUGAUGUGGUAGUCAAUUUAGUAGUUGAGUUUUUACCAAAGUUGCCCGACGAAGUGCCAGAUCAUUUCUUAAAUGAAUAUGCACCCAUUCGCGAUAUGUCCAUACAGCAGCAAGUAACAAAGAUAGCAAAAUUUCUCGGCGAGCAGAUGACAACGCAAAAAGUUGGGCCAGGUGCCGCAGCCUUUAGCAAGGAGAUUCCACUGCGACCACGACGGAUGGAAACCAUGGACACCAAAGAAAGUGAACAACCAAUUGACGAAGAUCAAAUGAGAAAAGACGAAGCAACGAAGAAAUUGCGUGAAAACAUGGAGCGUGUGAAAGGAGAACAAGAGCUGAUAGAGCGUAUGAAGUUGCGCGCCAAGACACUCAAGUUACAAGAGGUAACCAAACAAUUUUCACGUCCAGUUAAAGAGAAGUUUCUUUUGGAGGCUGUAAAGCACGUUUUACAAUCGGAACGGCAGUGCAUUGUGGGCGGAGUGUCUGCAAAGCGCCGUAAAAUACUAACUGUUAUGGCUGCAACAUUUCCUGACAAAGUGCGCUACUUCAUUUUCGAUUUUAUUAUGCUCGAUGUGAGACAGCGCAUUGAUUUGGCCUUUUCGUGGUUAUAUGAAGAGUAUUGUCUACUGCAGGGUUUCACACGACACUCCUACGUAAAGUCGGAAAAUCGACCCGACUAUGCUUACAACGAGCUCUUGAGCCAACUGAUUAGAGGAGUGCGCGAAACAUGCGAAUUGAAGGAUAAAAUUAUAUUAAUGCGCCGUAUCUUUCUGGAAGCACCAUUGCUGCCGGACGAUGCGCUUAAUCAGCUUGUGGAAAUGUGCUUCUCCGAGGAGUUUGUUAAUCCUGGAAUGGAUUUGUUAAAAGAUUUGGCUGUUAUGCGGCCACCGCGAAAGAAUAAACUGAUAAGAGUGCUUCUAAUGUUUUCCGUACAUGAACGUACCGAUUUGCGAGAGCGAGCACUGGAUCAUAUCGUUACUCUGUAUCACAUACACAAAGUGUUGCCGAAUCGAAUUGAAGAAUUCGCUUUGGAAUGGGCCUCGCAUCUGGAGAAAGAAGUGCCACCUCCCGGCAUUUUCACAGAAGAGUAUGGGCGACCAGAGACCGAAGCGGGCUGGAAAGAGGAGACGGUCAAGACGUGCAUGACACCGAUGCUGACACUAUUACCUUAUAAGCCAAAAACUUUCCUUGAUAAACUUUGCAAUAUUUACACUCACACUGGAGCCGACUUGAAACGAACUAUACUACGCUCCAUCGAUCCAACAAUAAAGAAAAUGGGCGCCGAAGAUCCCACAUUGCUUAAAUUUAUAGAAGACUGCCCCAAAGGCACCGAAACGCUCGUCAUACGCAUUAUUCAUCUGCUUACCGAGCGUGUGGCCACCCCCAAUCCAGAAUUGGUACAACGUGUACGUGAGCUCUAUGCGAAUAAAAUCAGAGACGUUCGUGUGUUAAUACCUGUACUCAGCGGUCUCUCGCGCCAGGAAGUUUUGAAUUCUCUACCAAAGCUGCUGAAACUAAAUCAAAUCGUCGUUAAGGAGGUGUUCAAUCGCUUGCUUGGCAUUGGCGCUGAAUUCGCUAAUCAAACGAUGGCUGCCACACCUACUGAUAUACUCGUCGCUUUACAUACCAUGGAUACGAAUGUUUGCGAUUUAAAAGCUGUAGUUAAAGCUACUUCAAUAUGUUUGGCUGAGAAAGACGUUUUCACACAAGAAGUGCUAAUUGGUGUAUUGCAGCAGCUGGUCGAAGUAGUACCCAUACCUACACUACUCAUGCGUACCAUAAUCCAAAGUAUAACACUUUAUCCACGCUUAACGAAUUUCGUACUAAAUCUGCUGCAGCGCCUCAUAUUGAAGCAAGUAUGGCGGCAAAAAGUGAUUUGGGAAGGUUUUCUCAAAUGCUGUCAACGCUUAAAGCCGCAGUCACUGCCUGUAUUGUUGCAUUUACCAAAUCAGCAACUUGUAGGUGCUUUGGAGCAGUGCCCCGAUUUAAGGCAACCAUUGUUUGAAUAUGCGCAGAGUAUUCAGGAAGAACCAAUGAGCGGCAUAACACCUCAAUUGCUGGAUAUAAUUUCUGGCAAGACAGUCGACGUAUUUAUAACGGAUGAGAGUGGCGGUUACAUUAGCGUAGAUCAAAUUAAAAAGGAAAUUGAAGACCCAUCAGAAAUUGGUGUUAUUGCAACGAUACCUAUUGCACCGGUUCCAGCGCCAGUUCCAGCUCCUAUCCCUACACUUGGCGGCAUUGGUACACCUAUUCUCUCCACUACUGCACAACCGCUGCCACCAGGCGAAGAUUAGACACCAUAAUAUGCAUAAAUACACAUAUAUUUAUAUUAUUGCGUUUUUUUUUUAAUUAGAAGUUUCUAAACGUCUUAUAUAAAUAUUUAGAACCGCUUAUAACUUGUUUCAACUGUAACAAUUCUUAACUCCUUAAUAAAAGUGUUUGGUCUUUCACAUUGACACCUCG
Anastrepha ludens (Mexican fruit fly) is the source of this 3823-nucleotide messenger RNA. It is a transcript of the gene Sym, whose product is annotated as symplekin. The transcript is spliced from 6 exons. Lineage: Eukaryota; Metazoa; Arthropoda; Insecta; Diptera; Tephritidae. The record is from RefSeq and is a predicted model, not a curated record. The coding region runs from base 127 to 3654 and encodes 1175 amino acids. Gene Ontology annotation, cellular component: mRNA cleavage and polyadenylation specificity factor complex.